AUGGCUACAAGAAAUCCGGAGAAAAACGGUCAGAACAGUCUCCCUUUCGCAGCACUGAAGCUGCUGGCGCCUCCUGUGCGGUUGGUGUCCGCUGCUUUGUGGAAAGUGAUGAAGGAGAGGGACGUGCUGCAGUAUGGGAUUGUGGAGGAAUUUGUGACCUCUGCCUGUGACACAGUUCCUGGACUGCUCACUUUGAGACACCAAGCUAAACUGACCUUGGGAUUCAGAGCACGGUUCAUCUUGGAGUUGUGCCUUAAGGAGCCUGACCCAAAAACCAUUGCGGUGCAUAUGAAACGGAUUCAAGUGAAUGUCUCCCCUUCCUCCUCGGUUGUAAAUAUGAAAAGGGAUCUUAAAAUUCAAGAGGCUGUGGAAAACUUCCAUGGGCUAGUUCAAGAGUUGCUUACAGACAAGACAAAACGGGACACGUUUUAUAAGGAACAAUUUCCAGUUGAGUUUGGACCAAAAUAUGACCAGGAAUUGGAGAAGCUGCUCUGGGAGUUUUUGAUCCGUUUAGACACUCUACUUCCUGUUCCAAAUCUAGCACAGACUGUGUCAUGGCUCAGCGAGGCACCACCUGUCUUGGAGGAGUGUGCUCGGGCAGCCACACAGCCACAGCUUCUUAAGGUUCUUCUUCAGCAUCAGAGUUGCAUUGGUCACCUGGAGACAGCAGCCGCUCUUCCUCCAAAUAUGGGAGAUUCCAUCCUUGCUUCGCUUUCCCUUCUACCCUCUGGAAAACAGCCAUCAAAUGAAGCAACAGAAUUUGGCCCCACAGACGAUACAGAGAAUAAAGAAAAUACUCCAAACCACCCUAGUUCACAAGGAUCAUCGUCACAACACAAGAGCGUAGAACAGCAAAACCUGACUGGAGAAAAUGAAGAUUAUGUUGCAGAUUCUGAAGAUGAAGGAACAAAAAACUUUAAAGGACGGCUUUUUGCCAAACGUUACUGCAAAACCAAGCAUGGCACUUACGUUCCUACUUUGAGGGAGUAUUGGAAACCUCGUGCAGAGAGGCGCACGCUGUUUGUUCCUCAUUGUAAACAGCGGUAA
Messenger RNA from Knipowitschia caucasica, 1047 nucleotides. NCBI's taxonomy places the organism in Eukaryota, Metazoa, Chordata, Actinopteri, Gobiiformes, Gobiidae. The record is from the annotation of a GenBank genome assembly.